AUGGAAGACUUUGUUGUAACAGUCCAACGUAGCUUGGAUUACUUUUACAAUUUAAGUCCAUUAAUUUUAUUACCUUCUAUCUUCAAUGGGAUUUCUUUGGCGCCACUUCGACGCUGGUUCUGGGAACAGUCGACCUGUUCCCGAGAGUUCAACAAUGAUGACUCCUUCUACCGGGACCUGCUUAUAUGGACCAGCAAUCAUCGUGGGCUCUCCCAGGAAAGGCAUCAACUUGUCGGCUGGGAUGACCAACACUGGAUGGUUUUCCUGAGACUUCUUACACCCUCAAAUGGCGCCGAAAGGUCACACAACAGUGGUUUGAUUUACACGCCAAGAGCUGGUUCUACGCUAUUCUGGCAUGAGAAUUGGCCUUUCUGGAUUCAUCGAAAUAUCAACCGCCAACGUCCCGGAGCACGAAUCGAGACAAUCACGUUGUAUGUUUUAGGCCGAGAUGCAGAGCCUCUCGACAAGCUCAUACGACAAAUCAAAGAAGAUUACUUCGACAAGACUACGAAAGCGUGGAUAUAUACAACCGACCUUUCAGGAAACACCCCCAAUUGGAAAAAGCGUGCCAAACCUGAACGCGAUCUUUCAACCAUUGCUAUUAAAUCGGGAAUGAAGAAAAGUCUUCUGAGCGAUAUGGGAUGGUUUCUGGACCCCGAUCAAGCUAAGUGGCGACAAGAAAGAGGCAUUCCCAAUCGCAGAGGAUAUCUAUUUUCUGGGCCCCCAGGAACAGGCAAGACAUCUUUGAGCGUAGCAUUGAGCAACCACUUUUGCCUUCCGAUCUAUUGCAUCAAUUCUGGUUCUACUAAGAUCGAUGACGAAUCUCUUACAACGCUUUUCGAAAUACUUCCAAAAGAUUGCAUCGUUCUGCUAGAAGACAUCGAUGCGUCAGGAGUCACGCAGGAGCGUAAAGUGAACAAUAGUGAAAACCUAGGAGGUCUUACGCUCAGUGGGCUUCUCAACAUCAUAGAUGGUGCCGCUGCUCAAGAAAAUCGUAUUCUCAUCAUGACGACGAACCAUCGCGACAAGCUCGAUGAGGCACUCCUCAGACCAGGGCGGGUCGACAUGAAGUUACAGUUCGAGCUUAUAGACGAAUCAUGCGCAGAGCAACUCUUCCUAUCCAUCUACGGCAAGCCUGACGCUACAGAAAAAGGAAAUUACAGGGAAGAAGACAGGCUUGCCGCCGCAAGCUUUGCACAAAAAAUUACUCCAGGAGUGGCAUCUGCCGCGGAAGUGCAAAACUUCCUAUUAAUGGUCGACGAUCCGCAGGUCGCAUUGGAAAAAUGCGCGUCAUGGUUCAAGGAGAUAAGCAAAAAUUUAGAAAACGGGCUAUUUCAGGCCGCUUAA
This is a messenger RNA of Colletotrichum truncatum, 1347 nucleotides long. RefSeq lists its product as uncharacterized. Gene Ontology annotation, cellular component: mitochondrial inner membrane. The record is from RefSeq and is a predicted model, not a curated record. Gene Ontology annotation, biological process: protein insertion into mitochondrial inner membrane from matrix; mitochondrial respiratory chain complex III assembly. Lineage: Eukaryota; Fungi; Ascomycota; Sordariomycetes; Glomerellales; Glomerellaceae. Gene Ontology annotation, molecular function: ATP hydrolysis activity; ATP binding.